This is a messenger RNA of Opisthorchis viverrini, 1944 nucleotides long. RefSeq lists its product as hypothetical. Gene Ontology annotation, cellular component: external side of plasma membrane; signaling receptor complex. Gene Ontology annotation, biological process: nervous system development. The annotation marks the transcript as partial. NCBI's taxonomy places the organism in Eukaryota, Metazoa, Platyhelminthes, Trematoda, Opisthorchiida, Opisthorchiidae. The transcript has 9 exons. The record is from RefSeq and is a predicted model, not a curated record. Gene Ontology annotation, molecular function: signaling receptor activity.
AUGACUGUUGCUAUGCUCACUCGCUUGUUCACAUGUGAAAUUUUAAUACCAGAUCAGAACAAAGAAAAUGGUAAACUGUUCACUGCUGUGGAAUACCUACAGUCUGCCGACGACACCGACAACCCAGCGGCUUUAACUUAUCAAGAUAACAAGACACCGGACACAGGAUCGGCAACCAAAGAUUGUCUUCAGUCGCUAAGGUCAUGCGAGACACAAAGAGGAAUAUGCCGUGUUGAUUUGGAAAUUUUCAAGCAGUUUUGUGGAGAUUGGAGGAAUGAGCGUGAAUUGAAUGGCUGGAAAGUUUGUAUUUUGAACCCUGUCUUUGUAUCUCGAUUCUGUCUGUCUAGUCUUGUGCAACCUGGCAGUAUCCAAUCCUUUGUGCUCCCUUCGGGUAGCGCUGCAACUAGGCACCGAAAGGAACGCAGUCUUCUUGGUUGUCACAAACAAUUUGUAAAGGAAUGUCGCUCAGCAUUAAAGACCGUGAAUCAUGGCAGACCCAACCUGCGUCACUGCACUUGUGAUGGACAGGUCAGUCGUUCUAUUGAGGACUUGUCCAAGUGCAAUUUACUCAGGCGUAACUUAAACAGCCAUCCGUGUAUACAGGAACCACCCCUAUUGUACCGAGAGAUUACAAACUUCAACUUAAAUGUGGAGCAUCGGCUUAAAGAUUCAGCCGAGAAGAGAGACAGCGCCACACCCAUUGAACAGACAUCCACUCAGGAAUCUAGUGAACUGUUUUCUGGGGCAAAUGCGGCGCCUCAGACUACCACGAAUUCCUCCCAUCCUGGUGCUGGUUCUUCAGAGGAAAAUUUUGAACCCCCGGUUGUCGGUUAUUCUGAACAAAUAGCUACCCAAGAGCCAAGCAAAAUUACAGUGGACAACCAGACUGUUUCGCAAGGCAUGGAAGAAGGGUCGGAGAACGCCAAUUUAACUUUGUCCUCAAUGGCUAACAUGACUAGUUGCCUUGUUUUGCUAGAACAGUGCACCAACCAGCCCUCGUGUGCUAGGACUUUGAAUCGGUACAGGGCAUUGUGCACACCAAGAUCUUGCAAUAAACUCAGAUCACAGUGCCUAUUGGCACACCGAGCAAUCGAACGUUAUGGGACACAUGGGAAUUGUUCAUGCGAUACGGAAGGCGACCAAGUGCGUAAACGGCGUUGUUUGGACUAUGAGCAGAGUGUGAUUUUGAAUCAGUGUGUGGCCUUAGCAACUGAAGAAACGACUGAUUCAAAAUCGACGCAGGACUUCUCUUCAAUGGAGCUCCCAAAGUUGUUUGGGACGCAGGUGGAAUCUCAGCAACAAGGCACUUCUUUGCAAAACCAACAAUAUUUCAAGGCCGUUGCAACCAGUCCAGGCUGGCCUACAUCGUCGUCUAAUCCAGGAGGUGCUACAACUAACGUCACAAAUUGUUACGAUGCGUAUCGUCUUUGUAUCCAAGAUCGAAAAUGUCUUCAAAUCUAUCUUCAACUAGCGACCACUUGUUCGAACGCAGGCACUUAUUUUCUCUCACCAACGCCAACUUGCAGCAGUCGUUUAAAGGACUUCUACUCCCAAGCUACUGCAUAUGUACACCAGGCGUUGAGUUGUACCUGCACUGAGAGUGAUCACGAUUGUCAGACACAACUCAUGGUAUUCCGACCUCAGCGUAUCGGACUUGACCAAACUAAUUACGAAGAUUCUUGCAAUGCACUAUGGAACAAUUGCCAAGAAAAUAGGAACUGCAGAGCCAAUAUUAAGUAUCUACUGCUGGACUGCGGGCGCAACGGUGCAGCCUGUUCGGUAUAUCCAGAAAAGUGCAUUGAGGCAUAUCGUUGGUGGCGUUCCAUGGACCCUUUGUCCAACUGCCGCUGCAUGGAGACUGAGCUAUUCAGGCUUACCUCCAACGAAGGGUUGCAUUCAUUUACAUGUGACACCCUGAAACAGUCUGUGAUCAAGCCACCGUGU